Molecule: messenger RNA, 3602 nt
Organism: Microbotryum saponariae
Lineage: Eukaryota; Fungi; Basidiomycota; Microbotryomycetes; Microbotryales; Microbotryaceae
Source: the annotation of a GenBank genome assembly
AUGGCGGAUCCUGCCCGGGUGACACGUCGGUUGCCGGGUGCCGAGCUCGAACGAAGGCGUCGAGGACUCGUCGAGGCUAUCGAGGUUGUCGAGGUUGCCGAUGAUCCCGACGUGUAAAAGUUCCAAAAAAGGUGGUUUGGGCAAUAUAUACGCAACUGAGCCGGGGCGUUUCAACUAACUGGCCCUGGUAGCGUAGUGGUAUAUCGCGGGCGACUCCAGUGAUGGACAUCGUCAGGUCUUCGGUUCAAAUCCGAAUCGGGGCUUUCUUUUUUAAGUCCAUCUUCGUUCCCCUUUUUUGUUCUUCGUAGCUGCUCCUCUUGUUUUGCUCCUCCUGCCGUGACGAAAAGAAACGUCAUGUCACACUUACGAUAAGCUCCCUGGACUUUUGCGUACUGUUUCUUUUCUUUUUUUCCCCCCUACCAUAGCGACUCUGAGCGAAAUGGCUUUGAGAGCCUCUGCGGCUCUGUUUCCUCCCACCGCGCGUGACUUCGAGAUCGGCCCGUUGGUCAUGUCGCCGUAUGCGAAUCGCAUGGGCUCACCGCCCCUACCACCGCCGGGGAUCGAGAACGAGCCCGCUGCAGCUGCUAGGAAUACCGCCGUCAACAAGCAGGUCGCAUGGUCGCCGCCCAAGAAGAAGUCCGGGGUGAUGUGGAAGGGCAAGGACAAGGCGAUCAUGUCAACUGACGAUGCUGGAGCGCGACUGAUGCCGGGUAUGGGCAACAUCACUUAUCGUCACUUCCUGGGUAAUCAACUCAACACUCCCGUGUGAGUAUGUAUCCUUUUUCCCAGUCGGGUAUGCUCCUUGGGCGCGCUGGAGGCUUUCGUGCGACGCCGCGAUCAGGACUGCAGUGAUGCGCCUCAAUUUUUGACCUUUGUUCUACCUCUACCUACUACUGUGGUCAGACAUCCGCUUCGAACGAUAGCCCACGUUGAUAUCGAUGCAGCAUAUGCUGCGAUGGAGAUGGCUCGCUUGGGGAUAGACCCGGCGACUCCACUCGCGGUACAGCAGUGGCAAGGUCUUGUACGUUACCCCACUGCGUUUAUCUCGCGUGUUGACGUCACGUGCGCGCGUGCCUUGGACCGCGAGCGAGUGAGGUCGCGUCGAGUACGACACGAAGCUCAGCAUUUCGCUCCGUUUUUCCUCCGCAGAUCGCAGUCAACUAUCCAGCGCGCAAGUUUGGAAUCACACGUCACGAAACACCCGUCGAAGCACUCAAAAAAUGUCCUCACCUCGUCAUGGUCCACUGUGCAACCUACAAGGAAGGCGACACCGAGCCGAGCUACGACAAUUCCCAUCCGACUCCGGCGACUCACAAAGUAAGGAUAUCGACAUCCUCAUAGCUUUCGAUCGCUCCUUUUUUUUGCUGAACUUGCAGCUUCUCAGAUCUCUCUUGACCACUAUAGACGAGAGUCGCUCAAGGUAUGUAUCUGGGGAAGAAUUCGCGUGGAAGCUCUACGGAAUUGCGCUCAAACUCUCUCUGCCCUCUCCAGAUCAUCAAGGUCUUUACGUCCCACAUCCCGACAGUCGAGAAGGCUUCUAUUGACGAGUCCUACCUCGAUGCCUCACCACAAGUGCGAGAGAUUCUUCUUCAACGGUAUCCUCAGCUUGGCAAACUCCCCCCGGGUAAGACCUUGGACGACCUCGUACCGACUCCGAAAGAGCUCGGCAUCAACGCGAUCGAUUGGGAUCAGCUCGGCAACUUGAUUCCCAUAAACGGUCAAAAGAAGGAGGAUCAGCCAAAAGAGUUCAUGGCCGAGCCAAAGAAGGAAAGGGACGAAAACAUGUCGAUCGACACCGCGAGCUCGACCGACCAGACCAACUUAGAGGCAGCUUCGGCCGUCGACGUCUCUGAAGCAGAGGAGCCAGCGAUCGAGCCGAAGGAGCCCGAUCUGACUUGGUCCGACGUGGCGCUGUCUAUCGGAGCCGAACUUGUACAACGGUGUCGACGAGAUGUGCAUGAGCAGUUGGGCUACACCUGUAGUGCCGGUUUGGCUCCUAACAAGGUGCGUGGUGUCUGUCGAGACCACCAGCAGAUGCAUUUGCAUAGGACCGUGCUGACCGUUAAUGGCCACGUACAGAUGCUUGCAAAGCUGUGCUCGGCGUGGAAGAAACCGAACGCGCAGGUGGGUUUCCCAUGCGCUACCUCGUCUCGAAAUCUGUUCACACGGCCUUUUACUCAACAAGUCCCCUCACCUCAGUAGACCGUGCUCCGGUGCUGCGCCGUCCCGGCUUUCCUGCGGCCGAUGCCGUUCCAGAAAAUCCGAAACCUUGGUGGCAAACUCGGCAUCUCGGUCAAGGAAGCCUACGAUGCCGAGACGGUCAACGACCUGCUCGAUUACACGCUCGUCGACAUGCAAAGCAAACUCGGCGACGACAGCGGACUGUGGCUGUGGGAAAUCACACGCGGAUUGGACUUUGGAGAAGGUCAGUCAGCUCUGUGUUCUGGAUGAGCACCUGAGGCCGAUCGCUGAAACGGCUGCACUAAAUGCGCCAGUCGAGCCGAAAACGCAUGUCAAGUCGAUGCUUUCGAGCAAGAACUUUCGACCGACUAUCUCCAAGUUCAAAGAAGUGGUCAGUAUACCCGCCGUUCGUCAGUUCACGAACAUGUUUUUGACACAACCGACUGGAUUUGCUCCGUGUGCAGUGCCACUGGAUGAACAUCUUGGCCACCGAGCUUCACUUGCGACUGUGUGAAGCGCGCCGGCUCGAUCCAUCUCUCUGGGUAAGCCUCCGGGAACAUUUCCCUUGUACAUUCUCACAUUUGCAUCAUUGACUAAUUUGACGGACGCCAAACGCGAUUCUGCAGCCCAAAACGGUCCACUUCUCGCAUCGCUCCCCCUCUUACGUCAUCCGCACGCACCAGAUCCCGUUCCCCUACACCUCGCAACUCUCGAUCCCUUACAUCGCUAAGCAUGCCGACAAGCUCUUGCGCCUAGCAAUCCCAGAUCGACUCGAAGGCCUGAACGAACACUCGCUCGUUGGGCCGUGGAGCAACAUCCAGUUGAGCUUUGCUGGUUUGGGUAAGAAGGAAGAAGGGGUGGGUGGGAUAGAGAAGUUCUUGAUGGGUGCGCCGGGUGUUGCUGGACUUGCAGCUGCGCGAACGGACGAGAAGAGGCCGAGGACGACAAAGGAGCCGUCGAAGCAGUGGCUGGCGAAAAAGCGGAAAAAGGACGAAACACCGCACGACUUGGGUAUGAUUGAGCUCUCUGACGAUCAGUCGACUGCGGAUGAGAACGCUGAGGAGGAUGACGGCGACGAGGUUGGGGUGCAAGAGUUGGCAUGGACUUGCUCCAAAUGCACCAAGGUCUUGUCGGCCAAGGACGAGACGGCAAUGGCCAAGGCCAAAGCAGAACACAAGGACUACCAUUUCGCUCGCAGCAUGAUUGAGCGAGAACGGCAGCAGGGCCGUGACGGCGGCGCUACGGUAUUGAAGAAUGUCAAGUCGAGUCAGGCGCGCGGUGCGGCCGCUAAACUGAACGCCGCUGCGGGCAAGGCGAAGAAGCAGCAACGGUCGUCGAGUGGGAGCAUGAGCACCAAGACUGCGCCAAAGGAGGGAGUCGAGAAGGGUCAGAAGAGCUUGAAGGGUUUCUUUGGUAGGUGA